Messenger RNA from Nicotiana tabacum (common tobacco), 1809 nucleotides. The record is from RefSeq and is a predicted model, not a curated record. NCBI's taxonomy places the organism in Eukaryota, Viridiplantae, Streptophyta, Magnoliopsida, Solanales, Solanaceae.
UAAAAAACAAAUAAUCUUAAUUGCAUUCAGAUCUUAAAACACAUCUUAAUGUUCAGAUGUCUUAAUCUUAAUACACAUCUUGAUAUUCAGAUAUGUAUUCAGAUUCAAACGUCUUAAUCUUAAGAAAAACAAAUGAGGCCUUAGUUCACUAGUAUAUCUACUGUUGACCAACUGCAGCCACAAAAUGUAUCAUACAAGAGUAGAGUAGUAUCAUUUUCAUUUUCAGUACUUAGUUGGACCAUGGUUCAGCAAUUAAGUGUUUAAUCCUCUAUUCUCUUUUGUCAGAAAAUUUUCACACAGGCAUCUCGCACAGAUAAAAUACAUAGUUCCUGAAGCCGUUCAGAUAGAUAAAUUACUUGUGCACGAUGAGAAGACCAUGUGCAUGAAGCCAGAUGUUAAAAUUACCUUGCAUUUCGAUGCUGUUGAAGAUCACAAAGAACACUCAAUGUUUAUGACCCUCAGCAAUCUUUUUGCAUCCAGGCUUGUGGAUUUUCUCCAUAAACAUGCUCAGCAGGAUUGUGACAUACCCGAAGCCAUACUUCCUGAUCCGUUUAACCAAAGCUGCCUCACUAGCAAUGCAGACCGGUUGCCUAUGGACUUACCAAGUCCACUUGAGUCUGAAUUAUUAUCAUCAUCUCAUCUCUGUCCAUCUUUCAGUCCACGCUUUUCUCGGCAGGCUGUUUCUACAGAAGCAAAGAUAGAUCAUCUCUCAGCACCUUCGCCGGCAUGCUUACCUUGUGUAUCUGAAUGUACAUUGAAUGAGGAUCUUGAUUCUAAAAGGAGAUCUCCUAAGUCACCCAAAUCCUCCAUCAACCUGAACAAUGUUGAAGAGAGCCAACCUCUACCAGGUUGUAGUUUGGUUGCAAAUGAAAGAACUCCUAUGAAGCUCCUGUCUGAAAGUGAAGUAAUGCUUGAAACACCUGCUCAGCCCACACCAAAGAGAUCGGUGCCAAUUACCGAAAAUAAGUACAAGAGUAUGACAUGCCAAAACUCUGUUGUUUCCAAUCUAAUUGUCAAAAGGUCAUUGGAUUUUUCCACCUUGGGUGGUGAAGAGAUAUCUUCAGAUUUGAGUUCUGGCAGUAUAGAGCAUCAUGAAGAUGUAGAUAAUGCCCUUAAAAUGGAAAGGAAGUCGAUUUCAAAGGAAGAUCAUGUUAAUGCUGAUAUAUGCCCUCAUGAGGUUCAGGAAAGGAGUUGCUCCUUUAGCAAGGAAGAGAAGAAUUAUCAAAGUCAUUUGACUGCGGCCCGGCAGGAAUCUCUUGGUUUAUCCGAUCUUGUUCGUCUAAUUCACCGCAUUUUCCAGUCUGUUGGCUGCCGUUCAAUGACUAAAGUGGAGCUUGUUCACAAGAUCAUAGUGCAUGACUAUGAUAUUGAUGAGAACACUGAUGUGGAAGGGCAGAUAGAACUUCUUGAGAGACUAGUUCCAGAUUGGCUAUGCAAGAAGUCUGCUCCCACUGGAGACCUUUUGUACAGUAUCAAGAAAGUUCCUGACUUGAGCUCUGUCUGCGAAAGGAUUAUAGGUGUAUGAUCGAUUUAUUACAAGGGCGCAUGUCGUUGGAGAUGCUCAAGAUAGUAACUCAUAAACUCAGUUCUGGUCCUUGCGCAUCAUAUACAAGAACUUGGUGCAUUUAUGGAGUAUUUGGGACGGGCGAUUGUCCAAAAAUGUAGUGAAGGCAUACUAUAGCCCUGUAAUUUGUUCUGAAGUAGAUUAGUGUAAAUGAAGAUUGAGCUGCUUAUCCAUUUGAAUAACUCACCUAAUUGAUUGAUGGAGUUUUUAGUAGCUCAUGCAGUUGAUCGGAUAUUUAACUGGCA